Messenger RNA from Anopheles coustani, 537 nucleotides. RefSeq lists its product as uncharacterized. Lineage: Eukaryota; Metazoa; Arthropoda; Insecta; Diptera; Culicidae. The transcript is spliced from 4 exons. The record is from RefSeq and is a predicted model, not a curated record. Bases 1 to 537 code for a protein of 178 amino acids.
AUGUGUUCCGGUGCGACAUUUAAGGCGCUGUGCUAUUUUUAUGCCGGCUGCAAUAUGUUCAUGUCAAUCACUGCCAUCAUGAAUUCCGGCCGAGUGAGUGAUAUAAUUGGGCGCGAUAAUUGCACCACGGAUCCGGAUGCAGCCGAACCCGCACCGAUUUGCAAUCAAAUCACCUUUGCCUUUCUGGUUUUCGCCAGUGGACUUGAUUGCUUCAUGUCGUUUGUGUUGUCGGUGGGAAUUAUGUGGAGAAAAACGCUUCUCUUAAAGCUAUACAUGGUGCACUUGUGGAGCCACAUGGCGUUCUGCUUCUACUGCUGGCUGGGCGUCCUGUUGGCAUUCCGAGGUGCGCUCGCCUCCAGCACACUCCUGUUCGUGUGGGGCGUCGUGUUGAUCCUGGCCAGCGUUUACUUCGCCAUGGAAGUCUGGAUAACGCGGGGAGCCUACGAGGCCGUCCGGCAGGAACGUGCUAAACUCGAGCGAGAUACGACGGCCGGCGCCGGUGAUGUGCUGCUGAGUUUGGGCGGAUUUAUCUCCUAA